This is a messenger RNA of Sporothrix brasiliensis 5110, 1656 nucleotides long. Its product is annotated as GMC oxidoreductase. The record is from RefSeq and is a predicted model, not a curated record. The coding region runs from base 1 to 1656 and encodes 551 amino acids. Gene Ontology annotation, molecular function: oxidoreductase activity, acting on CH-OH group of donors; flavin adenine dinucleotide binding. The transcript has a single exon. NCBI's taxonomy places the organism in Eukaryota, Fungi, Ascomycota, Sordariomycetes, Ophiostomatales, Ophiostomataceae.
AUGACGACCACCUACGUUGCCCCGUCGCAGGUCGACGACUUUGACUAUGUCCUCGUCGGUGGCGGCACUGCGGGCUGCGUCAUUGCCUCGCGCCUCGCCGCUGCCCUGCCCCAGAAGAAGAUCCUGCUCAUCGAGGCCGGCCCCAGCGACUUCAUGGACAACCGCGUCCUCGACCUGCGCCAGUGGCUGGCCCUGCUCGGCGGCGAGCUCGACUACGACUACGGCACCACGGAGCAGCCCAUGGGCAACUCGCACAUCCGCCACUCGCGCGCCAAGGUCCUCGGCGGCUGCUCCUCGCACAACACCCUCAUCUCCUUCCGCCCCUUUGCCUUCGAUCUCCAGAUCUGGCAGUCCAUGGGCGCCAAGGGCUGGACCUUCCCCGUCUUCAUGCGCGCCCUCGACAAGCUGCGCAACACCGUCCAGGUCGUCCACGCCAACCACCAGAACCAGCUGUGCAAGGACUGGGUCGCCUCCUGCAGCGCCGCCCUCGACAUCCCCGUCAUCCACGACUUCAACCGCGAGAUCAAGAGCAGCGGUGCCCUGCGCCAGGGCGUGGGCUUCUUCUCCGUCAGCUACAACCCCGACACCGGCCACCGCUCGAGCGCCUCCGUCGCCUACAUCCACCCCAUCCUGCGCGGCGAGGAGCCGCGGCCCAACCUGACCAUCCUGACCGAGGCCUGGGUCUCCAAGAUCAACGUCGCGGGCGGCGACGAGGUGCUCGGCGUGGACGUCCGGCUCAAGGACGGCUCUCUGCGGACGCUGCGCGCGCGGGUCGAGACCGUCUUGUGCGCCGGCGCUGUCGACACGCCGCGGCUGAUGCUCCUGUCCGGCCUCGGCCCGCGCGAGCAGCUCGCGCCCCUCGGCAUCCCGGUCGUCCGCGACAUCCAGGGCGUCGGCAAGAACCUCGGCGACCACCCCGAGACCAUCAUCAUCUUUGAGCUCAACAAGCCCGUCCCCGCAAACCAGACCACCAUGGACUCGGACGCCGGCAUCUUCUUGCGCCGCGAGCCGCCCAACGCCGACCAGGGCCGCGCGAGCGCGGCCAACCCGGCCGGCCUGCCCGACGGCGACAUCGCCGACGUCAUGAUGCACUGCUACCAGAUCCCCUUUACGCUCAACACCGAGCGCCUGGGCUACGACGUGCCCAAGGACGGCUACGCCUUCUGCAUGACGCCCAACAUCCCGCGGCCCCGCUCGCGCGGCACCCUCUACCUCACGAGCGCCGACCCCAGCGUCAAGCCCGCGCUCGACUUUGGCUACUUCACCGACCCGGAGGGCUACGAUGCCGCCACGUUCGUGCACGGCAUCCGCGCCGCGCGCAAGAUUGCCGAGCAGGCGCCCUUCAAGGACUGGAUCCUGCGCGAGGUCGCGCCCGGCCCCCAGGUCCAGACCGACGAGGACAUUAGCGAGUACGCCCGCCGCGCCGCCCACACCGUCUACCACCCCGUGGGCACCACCCGCAUGGGCGACGACGCGCUGGCCGUGGUCGACGAGCGCCUGCGCGUGCGGGGCAUGCGGCGCGUGCGCAUUGCCGACGCCGGCGUCUUCCCGACGAUCCCCUCCAUCAACCCGAUGCUGACGGUGCUCGGCGUGGCGGAGCGGUGCGCGGAGAUGAUGAUCGAGGAGGCCAACGGCCGCGCCGAUGCGCGGCUGUAG